GAAUCCCAGAAUGUUCCCUUUAAUUAAUUAAAUAGGAUCUUCGAAGAACUUUGUAUUAUACAUGAGAGAGAGUGCAAACCUCAGCACCUGAAUAAUUUGCCAAAUUGCUUUAAUUGGAAACUUUCGACACAGUUCUUGUGACUUUGAUGACUGUUUGCUGCUCCGAGUGAAACCUCGACCGGAAGCGCCAGUGGACAGAUUACAAGUAUUUACACUUCAGUCACACAUCAGGGGAAAAAACUCUGCAGCCUCACGCCACCAUCACCCACACACACACCCACACACACACACAUAUACACACACACACACACCCGCGCUCUCUGUGUGGGUGACAACGGGCCAUAUAAAGAGCGCACGAGCGCAAACACCGGAGCAACCAGCGAGCAUCAGCGCGCCGACAAUGAGAUCUUCACUGAAUGUCAUCACUAUUCUCUGCUUAUGCAGUAAGACAGUGUUGGCUUUAGAUAAAUUCCCAGAAAAAUAUGUGGUAGGCAGGAAAGGCAGCAGCAUUACACUGAGCUGUGACAAUGCCCCUAACAUGAAGGUGACAUGGACGUUAGAUGAUCAGGAUUUAGAAGAGGACAAAGAUCUGAUAAAGUUUGAGGGCAACAAUGUGACACUUAUGAAACUUGACAAUGAUCUAACUGGGAAUUUCACCUGCUGGAGAGAUGGAAAGAAGGUGAACGACACCUUUGUCCUGCUGGACAUGUCAGACACCAUAACAGGUUCUCCUGUGUCCUGCAUGGCUGAGACCUUCAACUGCACCUCUACAAUUUCUUGUUCCAUAAGUGAGAAGGGCUACAUAGACUUCAGGCUUUGGGAUGAAAGCAACAACUUGCUGAAUCGAACCACAAAAUGGAUUUUCAAACUGACACACACCACCAACCCGUUUGCGGAGGAAGUCAAGCCCAUAGUGGUGUUUGGAGAAGCUGUGUCUGGUCUAAAGAACUACUUUAAAACCCGCUACAGCUUCUACAUCCGAGAUAUCAUAAGACCUGGAUGUCCUCGUGUCUCCGUGUUGAAGAAAAGCCCUGGGGACGUGUUGGACGUGAAUCCUCCUGACACGUGGACUCUGCCCCUGAGCUACUACCCUCUACAACAUGAAAUCCAGUUUCAGCAGAGAACAGAUGGAACGAUAUUAAGCAUAUUCCUGUCCCCCAAUAACACAGAGUCAACUGGAAGAAGAGUUGCCGUGCCGCCCGGAACCAGCAAGCUGCGAGCUCGAUGCAGAGACUUUCUGCUGCUCUCCCAGUGGAGUGAAUGGACUCAGUGGCAAAAUGUGGGUAAGAGAAGACCAAAAAAUGUGAGGAAACGAAAGAAAAAGGACAAGAAGAAAAAGAGGACAAGGGCAGAUCAAAUCUAAUUUACUGUAGAAGAUCUACACUGAGUCUUUAACUCAACAUUUCAUUCUUUUUUCUUUAUGUGAAUGUGUUUAAAUAAAACCUGUCGCUCUUUGCAUUUCCACACAGUGACCAGCAGGAGGCACUGCAUCCUCCACCGCGCUAAAGCAUUUUUAUUUUUUUUUUAUUUUCAUGAUGUUAAUUAUAUUUCACAAUUUACUACGAUUUACAAAUACGUAGUAUUUAUGGAAGGAGUCUCCAGUGUCAGAGACCUCUGAGAGGAUCACAGUUUAUAGACUAGAACAGAAGUGAAAACAGGAACGAACUGGUUUCAUGAACAUUAAAUGCAACAAUAAACUGAGAAAAAAAUACGACGUGUCGAUUAAAGCAAUUGUUGGUAAAUUAUUUUGUGCUUAUUUU
Tachysurus fulvidraco (yellow catfish) is the source of this 1760-nucleotide messenger RNA. RefSeq names its product interleukin-12 subunit beta (gene il12b2). The transcript is spliced from 8 exons. Gene Ontology annotation, cellular component: external side of plasma membrane; alpha-beta T cell receptor complex. Lineage: Eukaryota; Metazoa; Chordata; Actinopteri; Siluriformes; Bagridae. The record is from RefSeq and is a predicted model, not a curated record. The coding region runs from base 401 to 1363 and encodes 320 amino acids. Gene Ontology annotation, biological process: positive thymic T cell selection; cell surface receptor signaling pathway. Gene Ontology annotation, molecular function: transmembrane signaling receptor activity; protein binding.